AUGUAUUCUCUUUAUUUCCUUGGAAUCAUCAUUAAUUUGGUCGGGGCGGCUCCAAAAUGUCAAUUUUAUUUUGAUUCGUCAGAGGAUGCGGGAUACAAUGUGGUCCGGAGCUCGAAAUUGUGCAAGGACAUCUUGCAAAAUGAGUGGCGCUCCUUUCAAAGGUGUGGUGAGAAACUGGUGGCUGUGUCAUUGUAUACACAAACUGUUUUUCCAACGGGUACUGGAUUGUGAGUUGGAUUUUGGUUUCGAAUUUUAAUAUUGUUGAUGACAAAAUUUGGAGAGUUUUGAAAGAAUUGCUUUCCAGCCUUCCGCACAUUGUCCUCAAUAUGAGCGCGACAUUGUUCGAGCCGACGGAAGCCAUCUUCUUUUUUUAUACAUGUUUAAAUGCGCCAGACCAGAGUGAUAACUACUGUCACGACAAUCAAAUGCAGUUGACUCGUUAUGGAGAGAUUGUCGAGCCCUGUCGAGGAUUUCAGCUGAAUGAUACUGCGGUGAGAUCAAUUUCCGUUUUCAUUUUUGGCGCCCUACUUGUUGUAGUUCACUAAUCGUUUUGCAGGCGACUUUUCGCGCAGAUGUAAACUGUUUUCGUGUGUACGGACUGUCGGAAUAUGUUGUAAAUGUGGUUCUACUGCCGCAGAGAUGUCGGAGUGAAGUCUUUCUAACUAUGCCGCUUGAUUAUCGAUACGAUCCCAGGAUUCAUCAUGUCUUCGACAAGGACGAUCCUCAAGGACUCUCGUUCGACUCAUGGUCACCCUUUUUAUUCGUGGACACGAUGCCGAAAGACGGGGUCUGGGUUCGAUACCAAAAGCCGCCGGAAGAGGCCAAAGUUCUCGAGAUGAACCUCAACUUGUAUAGCAAAGACGGCGAUAAGACGAAGUUGGUUCGAAGAGAGGUCGUCAAGGCGUCGGCCACGGGUUUGAAGGUCCAGAACUUGGAGAAGGGCGAGUAUUUGGUGGUGGGGUAUGUGAAACGACACAAUUGUCAGCUUCAUUGCAAUAAAGAGGACGGGUGUGAAGUGUGCCAUCACACAAUGCUGAAUUUUACGCUCACGGAAGACAAGUUUACGCCGGCAUGGAGAAGAGUUCGUCCGUUGGUGAAUGCGGCCAGAAGUUCCAUGGCAAUAUUUAUUGGUGAGCCAUAUUGAUUAAAUUUGAUCGGAACGUUUAUUAAGCGUAUGAACUUGACCAUUUUCAGUUAUAUUUGCUCUGUUAUGCAUCACAGCCGGGGCCCUUGUUGUGUACAUAAAAUUCGUUCGGCCAAAGAUCUUCAACCGGCGUCCUGCGCAGCAGUUUGAACUCCAAGCAACGCCGAAGGUCCUAAUUGUUUAUUCGGAUGAUUCGGAGACGCAUAGCGAAGCGGUGGCACAGUUGGCACACUUUUUGACGCGAUAUGCAAAUGCUGAAGUUCAUUUGGACCAGUUUGAUCUGUGCGACACAGAUAUUCGACCUUCCGUAUGGCUUCAGCAGAACAUUGAAGAUUGUAGUCAUGUGGUUGUUGUCUUCUCGGAUGCUUUUCAGUAUUUGUCAAAGGGCAGGCAGAUGCGCCAACGACGCCCUUAUCCGGAUAUGUUUAAUGCGGCGUUGCACUUGGUGAUCACGGUAAGGUUUUUAAAUAAUAUUUAAAUUUUAAACUUAAAAGUUUCUCACUGCAAUGUGAAGUUAAUGAAAUGAAGCGGUGAAGUCGAGGAUUACUUGUAUAAUUUAAAUGAAGAUGACUGUCGUAGUAGUAUCACUAAAAAGUUUUAAAGAUUUAUUUAUCUUAGGCCGUCAGCCGCAUAACCAGCACUGCACCGAUGCUGGUGCCCCAACCACAGAACGGUUGCUCGUCAACUCUGACCUCCCUUUCCAAGUUCGUCGUUGUCCAAUUCGACUACUCGGUUCCUGAGGUGAUCCCCGAUUUCUUCAAUUUGGCUCGAUGCAAGUCGUUUACCAUUCCGGUUGAGCUGAAACUCCUGGUUGCUCAUUUGCACAACGUAGACGCCACGUUGAGUAGCCUUGAAUAUCAAGUCGAAACUGGAGACCUGGAACGCGCCGUCAGAGGGCAUGUUCAGUUUACUCGGGACAAUCCAAGAUGGCUGGAAGAACGGUGAGUGCCUCACGACUGCCUUGAAAGCUUUAUAGGGAAAUGCUGUUAAGGCUGUACAUUACCGUUUGAACUCAUAAUUCUUGUAUUUCAGGUUCCUUCCUGCUGAAGAAGUUCAAAACUCGGAGUCCCAAAUACCCGAGGCACCAGUGACGAACCAAAGUCUCCAAGAAAUGGGUCAAAAACUUGGAGUUUUCGUGCCGGAAGACUCGGACGAAGAGCAAGAACCGACUGCGGGUAUGGCCUCGAGACCUCAGAAACUGGAAGAACUCCCUCUCAUUCUGCCGGAUCAAAUCAACGACUCCGACGAUGAAUCGUAA
This is a messenger RNA of Bursaphelenchus xylophilus (pine wood nematode), 2402 nucleotides long. Lineage: Eukaryota; Metazoa; Nematoda; Chromadorea; Rhabditida; Aphelenchoididae. The record is from the annotation of a GenBank genome assembly.